UAACUACAUCAUCGGGAGGAGACAGAGGUACCACUCCAGGGGCGGGAUGAGAGGAACCAGUGCCUCCCCUGUGGCUGUGUCUAUAUACAGUACGGAUGGAGCCGAGAUGUGAGGAACCGGCUGGGAGUUUGUGUCCUGCUGCCCCUGUAACUCCCUCCCCUGUGUCCCUGGCAUUGUCCCUCCCCUGCACUCACAUCUCCAGCCUGGGCUACUGGACAGGACAUUCCUGAUGGAUCUCAGGCACUUCUGAUACACAGUGAGUGUGGGGCCCCCCUAUCCGCGCACAGGCCCCGUCCAUUCCCAACAUGGAGUCACACUUGCCCCGUUUCCCAGAGGGUGAACCACAAACAAUAAAGAUAAAGGAAGAAGAACCGGACCCUGACGAUCAUCUGGUCCAAAUGGAAAGCUCAGCAGCGCCACUUACUGAUGGGGGAAAUUGCCUUAAUGAUAAAAGAAGUCUGGAAUAUGGAACAGUCCGGGGAAGGCUCCAGGUGGCAGAAGGCAGUGACUGCUCAGACACAGAAGUGGCGCCUUUGGGGGGCGCUAGGGUAUUGGGGGCACAACCCACAGCACUGACUGACUGUGCCAGACACAAGGAUUGCUCUGACGCAUCCGGUUUUAUCUGUAACAAAUGCGGCCUGUGUUUCUCUGUGACUGACGAUCUUCUCGCACACCUCUGCACCCAGACAGCCAAUGAGAAUUCCAUCUGCCCCCAAAAGAAAAAGCAGCCGGAGUCCAAGCCUUUUAUCUGUUCUGUGUGCGGAAAGAAAUACAACAGUAAAAAUGGCUUCCGAGCGCACAAACUGGUUCACACGGGGGAGAAGUCUUUCACGUGUUCUCAGUGCGGGAAGAGCUUCUACCAAAAGAUGAGCCUUGCCAUACACGAGUGGCUUCACACGGGGGAGAAACCAUUCACGUGCACAGAGUGCGGGAAGUCGUUCUCGCUAAAGAGCCACCUCCGCAGCCACCUGAAAGUUCACACGACGGAGAAGCAGUUUUCAUGUAAAGAAUGCGGAAAAGGUUUCUCCCACAGGUUCAGCCUUGCGUCACACGUCCGAGUGCACACGGGGGAGAAACCCUUCACCUGUUUGGAAUGCGGCAAAAGCUUUACACACAAGUUCAGCCUUUCCCUACACGAGAGGACUCACACUGGGGAGAAAGUGUUCACUUGCACGGAAUGCGGGAAAACCUUUUUUCAAAAUAACAAACUUUUAAGACAUCAAAUGACCCACACGGGGGAGAAACCAUUCACUUGCACGGAGUGUGGGAAAAGCUUCUCUCGGAAGAUCAGCCUUUUGUCGCAUGAAAGGAUCCACACGGGAGAGAAACCCUAUACCUGCGGCGUGUGUGGGAAGAGCUUCACUCACAGAGCCACGCUCUCAAUACACGAGAAGAUUCACUCGGGGGACAGACCGUUUGCAUGCAGUGAAUGUAGCAAAAGCUUUUACCAGAGGAGCAGGCUUCACAUCCAUCAGAUGACUCACACAGGGGAGAAACCCUAUACAUGCACUGAGUGUGGCAGAGGCUUCACCCAAAAGGGCAACCUCCGCACUCACCAGAAGGUUCACAGAGAGAAGCGCUACCAGUGCGCGGAAUGCGGUGAGGGCUUUUCUUCAAAGAUCAGUUUUAGGAAACACAAAAAGCUCCACUCAGGGUAGAGACCUUGUUCAGAGACCGAAGAACUUCCCCAAGCGCCAUAUCCCUCAGGCUGCGGGGGUUAAUUCCAUGGGAAGCCUUUAUAUCAGGCAUGGGCAGACUGGGGGCAGUAUUUAUUAACAUUUAUUUAUAAAGCGCCAACAUAUCCCGCAGCGCUGUACAAUAAGUGAGUUACAUACA
This is a messenger RNA of Xenopus tropicalis (tropical clawed frog), 1836 nucleotides long. RefSeq names its product gastrula zinc finger protein XlCGF57.1-like. The transcript has 4 exons. Gene Ontology annotation, cellular component: nucleus. The coding region runs from base 306 to 1658 and encodes 450 amino acids. Gene Ontology annotation, biological process: negative regulation of transcription by RNA polymerase II; regulation of cell differentiation. Lineage: Eukaryota; Metazoa; Chordata; Amphibia; Anura; Pipidae. The record is from RefSeq and is a predicted model, not a curated record.